CUGGAAUGUUGUGGUGUAACAAGGCUAUCACAUCAAAUCAAAUUUCUUAUUGGCUCGGUAUUACUGGACCAUCAUAUAAUAUUGAUACUGCAUGUAGCUCGAGUCACUUUGCUGUAAUGGAAGCUUACAGACUAAUGCAAUCUGGAGUAUGUGACGCAGCUAUUAUUGCUGCUGGUAAUUUAUGCCUUCAUCCUCAUAUAAAUUUUCAGUUUUAUCAUUUAGGAGUUUUAUCUGCUGAUGGUUAUUGUAAACCCUUUGAUGAAGAAGGAACGGGAUACAUGCGUAGCGAUGCGGUCGGAGCAAUAUAUUUGCAAAAAGCAAAAGAUGCAAGGAGAAUAUAUGCAACCUUUGUACAUUGUAAAACUAACUGCGAUGGUUUUAAAGAAGAAGGUAUUACAUUUCCAUCGCUUGAGAAACAAAAAAUGUUAUUAAAAGAGUUUUAUGAGGAAUGUGAAAUCUCGCCCGCUGAAUUGUCCUAUGUGGAAGCUCACGCAACUGGUACUAUAGUUGGUGAUCCUGUAGAAGUUAUGUCUGUAGAUCAUGCUUUAUGCUCUAAGAGAAAUACUUUUUUACUGAUGGGGUCGGUAAAAUCGAAUCUUGGACACGCUGAAGCAGCCAGUGGCCUUUGCCAAAUUGCAAAGGUACUAUUAACAAUGGAAACUGGCAUAAUCCCGGCGACUAUAAACGUAAAAUAUCCACGAAAAAAUCUGUUUGCUAUUAAUGAAGGAAGAAUAAAGAUUGUUACUAAAGCAACAAAAUUAGAGGGUGAUUAUGUAGGUAUUAAUGCCCUUGGAUUUGGCGGUACUAAUUGUCAUAUAUUAUUAAAAUCAAAUCCUAAACAAAAAAUCAAUAAUGGAGCACCAAAUGAUGAUUUGCCUAGGCUUGUAACUGUAUCUGGAUGUACAAUGGAAGCAGUUAAAAUAAUUUUAGAUGAUGUGCAAAAUCGAACGGUAGAUGCAGAAUAUAUAUCUCUGCUACAUCACAUUUAUAGUGAUAAUAUAGAAAAUCAUUUUUAUAGAGGAUAUGUAAUAACUGAAUCUGAAAUAUCUUAUAAUGCAAUUAGUGAAAUAGGACAUUCAUAUACAAAAAAACCAAUUUGUUAUUUUUCUGGACUAGGGUCGAAAUGGUUCGGAAUGAGUCGAAAUUUAAUGAAAUUUUCGGUGUUUGCCAAAGCAAUAAAACAGUGUGAUUCUGUUUUGAAAUUUUAUGGCAUAUCGCUCACAGACAUUUUAACAAGUGAAAAUGAAAAUACUUUCGACAAUAUUAUUAAUUUUUUCUUAGGUCUUAUCGGAUUACAGAUUGGAAUAGUCGAUCUUUUAGCCUCCAUUAAUAUCAUCCCUGACUUUAUAGUCGGUCAUUCUAUUGGUGAAUUAGUUUGUGGAUACGCUGAUGGAUGUUUAACAGCUGAAGAAACGAUUCUAUUGGCGUAUUUUUUUGGUUUAGCUCUUCAAGAGUCAAUAAUAAUUAACGGUUCGAUGGCUGAAAUUAAUCUUAGUUUUAAAGCUAUAAAAGAUAUGUGUCCUUCGAACAUUGAUAUAGCAUGUUACAAUAAUUCUUCUAAUUUUUUCGUGAGUGGACCAACAGAUUCAAUAAAGGCAUUCCUUGCCAAACUACAGACUGAUGGAAUUUCUGCAAAAGAAAUUUCUUGUGGUAAUAUACCUUUUCAUAGUCGUUACAUUGAACCUGCCUUAAUUAAAUGUGAGAAAUAUUUGAAUCAAAUAUUACCACACAAAAAGUAUCGUAGUUCAAAAUGGUUGACCACAUCUUAUUAUGAAUAUUCUAACACAUCUCAAUUUUUAUGUUCAAAGUAUUAUACAAAUUAUUUGUCGUCACCAGUAUUAUUCGCAAAAACAAUUCACUUGAUUUCAAAAUGUAAUACGGUAACAAUUGAGAUAUCGCCCCAAAAUAUUCUUCAAUAUAUUUUAAAAGAUUCUUUAUAUUUUACACUAAUAAAUACCAUACCGUAUGUAUAUCCUGAGAAUUAUAGUAUUGAAAUAUUUUUGAAAACAAUCGGAAAGCUUUAUAUUGCAGGAUUACAACCAAAAAUUGCAAAUUUAUAUCCAGCAAUAGAAUUUCCUGUAAGCCGUGGUACACCAAUGAUUUCUCAUCUAACAAGAUGGAAUCAUUCCGAAAAUUUCUAUAUAUUACGAUACAGUAAUUUUCAAAAGAUAAUUGAACAAAAGGAAAUAGUUGUCACUAUUGAUAUAACUGACGAGAAAUUUAUAUACUUAACGGGUCAUACUGUUAAUGAAAAAAAUUUAUUUCCGGCUACGGGAUAUCUUUUUCUCAUUUGGGAAAUGAUUGCAUCAUUGAGAAAACAUACUGGACAUACUAAUGUACCAGUUGUAUUUGAAGAUGUUAAUUUUCUUCGUGCAACAGUAUUAUCACAACAAAAUAAAAUUGAAUUUACUCUUAUAAUUCAAGAAGGUAGUAAUAGAUUCGAAAUAAUUGAAGGAAAUAAUGCUGUUGUUACUGGAACAGUACGAAUUCCGAUUAACAUUGAAAAUGAAAAAAUAUCUGCUAAUCUUGCUGAACGUGUCGAUGACGAAGAAGAAAUGGAUACAAAAGACAUUUAUAAAGAAUUAAAACUUCGUGGUUAUCAAUAUACUGGCAUAUUUCGUGGAUUAAAAAGUGCAUCGGUUACAGGAUUAAAUGGCCAUAUUGCAUGGACAUAUAAUUGGGUAGUAUUUAUGGACAAUAUGUUGCAAAUGAUGAUUUUAAGCCAAAAUACAAGGAACUUUUUAGUUCCAACAAGAAUUCGUAAGCUAAUAAUCGACCCAAAAUAUCACAUACAGCUACUUGAGAAUUGUCCAUAUGAUAAAAAACAAUUUAUUGCGCGUAAUUACAAAUCUGUAGAUGCUAUAAUAGCCGGAGGAAUAGAAAUUUAUGGCGCUUUUGCUACAGUCAUACCUCGCCGACAGAAAUCAAUUGAUACAGUUCUUGAAGAAUACAAAUUUGUUGCUCAUUGUGAUUUAAGUCCUAUCUUGUUACAAAAUGCAAUAAGAAUGUCGAUGCACAUAGCACUUGAAUGUUACAAUAUGACAAAUAUAAAAGUUAUCGAAUUUGUAAAAGAUAAUGAUCAAAUAACAUCAAAAGAUUUAAAUUCUCCACUUAUUAAUGAAAUCUUAAGUGAUUUACCUCAGAUUCAACAUAAUAUCAAACUUGUAACAAACGACAAAAAAUUUCAAAAUAACUCUUUGCUUAACAAUAUUUCGACAAUCGAGUUUAAUAAAUUGUCAAAAAAUGAAAAUAGUUUAAUGGUAAUAGGUUUCGGAAUUUUAACAAAAAAUGAUGAAAACUUGUAUCGAGAUUUGCUAUCUGUUUUAAUGCCGCAAGGUUUUCUAUUAACUUUGGAAGAGAUUGAUGCGGUAUAUGAUUAUUCAUGUCUGAAAAUGUAUGGAUUGGAUAUUAUUCUAGAGAAACAAACAAAUAAAAAAACAAUUAUAUUACUAAGAAGAACUCAAGAAUAUGUUAUAAGAAAUUGGCAGAUUGUACAUGUAAAUAAUUAUGAAUUUUCAUGGGUAAAUGAAUUAAAAUCAAUCAUGAAUAUGGAAAAUAAAACUGCAGAUAUGAGAAUAAUACUUGUCGCAGAAGGAGAUUCUGAAUGUGGAAUACUUGGUCUUAUUAAUUGUUUGCGAAAAGAACCAGGCGGUGAAAUUAUUAGAAGCAUAUUUAUCCAAGAUAAGAAAGCGCCUGUUUUUUCUUUGCAUGAGCCACUUUAUACAAAACAGUUACAGUUGGAUUUACCUAUCAAUGUUAUACGUUCCGGUAAUGUUUGGGGAACCUACAGACAUUUUCCAUUACCAUUACUUGAAUCAAAACUUGUACAGAAUGCUUUUAUUAUGCAGAAGGUAAAAGGUGAUCUGAGUACUCUUUGUUGGACAGAAAGCAGAAUACCUAUCUGUUAUGAGCGUGAAAAUUUCGUUAAAGUAAUUUAUGCAUCUAUCAAUUUUAAGGAUAUCAUGUUGGCUACAGGUAGACUUACCGUCGAAUCAAUUGGACAUGAUCCCAGAGAUGAUAUGAUCGGCUUAGAAUUUGUUGGCUUUAAUACACAGGGACAAAGAGUAAUGGGACUGAGCGAAUAUGGAGGAAUUACAAAUAUUUGCGUUGCUGAUAAAUAUCUUACUUGGAUUAUACCCGAUAAAUGGUCAAUGGAAGAAGCAGCAACGAUUCCAUGUGUAUACAGUACAUGCUACUAUGCUUUAUAUAUAAGAGGCAAAAUGAAGAAAGGAGAUAAAGUAUUAAUUCAUUCUGGUACCGGAGGUAUUGGUCAAGCUGCGAUUCAUCUCGCACUUUAUGAAGGUUGUGAAGUGUUUACGACAGUUGGAAAUGUCGAAAAACGUCAAUUUAUAAAAGAAACCUUCCCUUCUAUCCCUGAAAAUCAUAUUGGAAAUUCUCGAGAUACAAGCUUUGAACAAAUGAUUACACAGUAUACAGGAGGUCGUGGAGUAGAUAUCGUAUUAAAUUCCUUAGCCGAAGAAAAAUUGCAAGCAUCUAUGCGCUGUUUAGCAAAUGGUGGCUGUUUUCUAGAAAUUGGAAAAUUCGAUAUGGUUUCUAAUAGUCUAUUGGAUUUAUCUAUCUUUUCUAAAGGCAUUAGUUUUCAUGGCAUUUUAUUAGAUAAAAUAUGUUUGUCAAAUUCAGAAGAAAAGAUAAAAUUGUCGAAAGGAAUGGCAGAAAGUUUACAAAAUGGUAGUAUUAAACCAUUAUGUAGAAAAAUCUUUGAUAAGAAUGAGAUAGAAAGUGCCUUUAGAUAUAUGGCCACUGGAAAACAUAUUGGCAAGAUAAUAAUAAAAAUUCAAAAUGAAGAUGUACCAUCAAAUACUUUUCUACUCGCUCAUCCACGAUAUUAUUGCCUGGAACAUAAAUGUUAUAUUAUUUUGGGUGGACUGGGCGGUUUCGGUUUGGAAUUAGCAAAUUGGUUAAUUCAUCGAGGUGCCAAAAAUCUAAUAUUGACUUCACGAACCGGGAUAAGAACCGGUUAUCAGCAAGCAAGAAUCAAGCUGUGGCAAUCAUGUGGUGUAAAUGUACAAAUUGUUACAGUCGGUAACACUUUGAAUCACAAAGACUGUGAAUUUAUAUUAAAAUUUGCUGAAGAAAUAGGACCUGUGGACGCUAUAUUUAAUCUUGCAGUAAUUUUAAAAGAUUAUAUAUUUCAGAACCAAUCACCACAAAUGUUUGAAGAUUCGUUUAAAUCAAAAGCAUGGCUGACAAAGAAAAUGGAUGAUUUAUCGAGAUCUAUCUGUCCACAACUUAGACAUUUUGUCGUUUUCUCUUCCGUUUCAUGUGGAAGAGGAAAUGCAGGUCAAACAAAUUAUGGGAUGGCUAAUUCUGUCAUGGAAAGAAUUUGUGAAAAAAGAGUGAAAAAAGGAUUACAUGGUUUAGCAAUACAAUGGGGCGCUAUUGGUGAUGUUGGACUUGUCGCUGAUAUGCAAGAGGAUAACAAAGAACUUGUUAUUGGAGGUACUCUGCAACAAAGAAUAUCCUCUUGUUUAGAUACAUUAGAAAUAUUUUUAUUACAAAAUCGACCUGUCGUAAGCAGUAUGAUUGUUGCUGAAAAAAGUGCAAGUUCUGGUGGAUCUAUGAAUAUUUAUGAAACAGUUGCUCAUAUUAUGGGUUUGAAGAAUAUAAACACGGUGGCGCAAAACGUAUCAUUAGCUGAAUUGGGUAUGGAUUCGAUGAUGGCAGUAGAAAUUAAACAAACACUGGAAAGAGAGUUUGAUAUUAUCGUGACUGCACAAGAUAUUCGAAAUUUUAAUUUUUCCAAACUUCGACAAAUGGCUCAUACAACUGAGGAAGAAAAAACACAUAUCACUGUAUCAAAUAAAAUUGAUACAAACAGUUCGAUAAAUUUGAAAACAAUAAUUCUAACAAUUAAGAAUGAAGAUUUGAUUCCAGAUGUUCUUGUAGAACUUGCUACAAAGAAGGAGAAUGGUAGAAAUAAUAUAUUUCUCUUACCAGGAGUUGUCGGAUGGUCGAGCAUAUAUAAAUCCAUAGCAUCAGAAAUUAAAUCUUCAGCAAUAUGUGUGCAACAUAGUGUACUUAAUAUUCCUGACCAAAGUUCAGUGAUGAAGUCUGCUGCUUGCUUGCUGCCUCAUAUAUUGAACAAGAUGCAUAAUCAAAAAGAUUUCCUAAUAGUGGGUUAUUCAUUUGGAUCCUUAAUUGCCAUCGAAUUAGCAAGAUUAUUAGAGGCUAAGAAUAUCUUAGGACGAUUAAUACUUAUAGACGGAGCUCCUGAUCAAAUGAAAUUUUGGGCUGAGCAAUAUUUCAACUAUACUUCGCAACAGCUGCAAAAUAUAAUAUUGCUUAGUAUAAUGGACUUAUAUAAUAUACCUAACAAGAAAAUGUUUUCGGAGUUGGAUAAGUGUAAUACAUGGGGAGAAAAAUUAGAAAUAUUUCAUACUUACUUUCCGAAAGAUUUAUUGACCACUAAAAAUCAAAAACUUGUAUGUUCGACAGUUUAUGAUCAUGUAAUUGCUAUACAAGAUUAUAAUGUGUCUUCAUUACCUCGUCUUAAAUCAUCUAUAACACUGCUAAAACCUACACUUUCAAUUUCCCAUUUUGCUGAAGAGGAUUAUGGCCUGCAUAAGAUUACCGAAGGUAAAUUGCAAAUUCAUUAUAUAGAAGGGACUCACAUUACGAUGAUGGAUAAUGAUAAAAUUAUAUCAGCUAUUAAUGAAGAAUGGAUAGAGGAGUAGAAAUAUAUUUCUAUAUUUGCAUUUAUAUUUUAAUAUAACAUAAACACACAAUACAUAU
Pogonomyrmex barbatus (red harvester ant) is the source of this 6753-nucleotide messenger RNA. RefSeq names its product fatty acid synthase-like. Lineage: Eukaryota; Metazoa; Arthropoda; Insecta; Hymenoptera; Formicidae. Gene Ontology annotation, molecular function: fatty acid synthase activity; 3-oxoacyl-[acyl-carrier-protein] synthase activity; oxidoreductase activity. The record is from RefSeq and is a predicted model, not a curated record. Gene Ontology annotation, biological process: fatty acid biosynthetic process.